AUAAAGCCAAGGCGUCCAGACAGCGGUAAGAACGUCGAGACUCCCUUCAUGGCGACCAUGGCACUCCGGUCCACCUAUGCAGUGUUUGCAUUAGCCAUAACAUUGGCGCACGCAUAUGUGGAACACCUUGAUGACACGUUUAAAGAACUCAGGAAAAAGGACAUUUGGCUGGUGGAGUUCUAUGCUCCUUGGUGUGCAUACUGUAAGACUUUUGAGCCUGUGUGGUACGAGGUGGGAGCCGAACUGAAGAGCAUGGGUUCUGAGGUGAAUGUGGGUAUGAUGGACUGCACCUCACACAGCAGUCUUGCCUCUGAAUUGAAAAUCCGUGGAUACCCUACAAUUAAGCUGUAUAAGGGUGAGAAGGUCUUCCAUUACAAUGGACCCAGAACAAAGGCUGACAUUAUUGAAUUCGCCAACAGAGUUACAGGACCUGCUGUCCGUGCGAUUCCAAACCAGCAGAUGUUUCAGAAUGUCAUGACUCAUAAUGACAUACUCUUUGUGUACAUCGGCGGAUCAUCAACACUAAAGGAGAAGUAUGUGAAGACGGCUUCUGAACUCAUCGUUUACCUCUCUUUUUACUCUGCCUUAGAAAAUGUUUUGCCCAAGGUAGUGACACUUCAAGAGGUUCCUGCAGUUGUUGUAUUCAAAGAUGGAACAUUCUUCAUAUAUGAUGAAAAGCAGGAUGGUGACCUGACUACUUGGGUGAAUAGGGAGCGUUUCCCCUACUACACCAAACUGGACUCUUACACUCUAUAUGCAAUGGGAGAUUCAGGGAAACUUGUGGCAAUGGCAGUUGAGAAUGAGAAGAAACCAUCUGAGGAAAGCAUUCGGUUCAAGAGCCUAAUUGAGACAGCAGCUUCUGAGUACAAAGAUCAUUUCGGCAGAGAUUACCAAUUUGGACACAUGGAAGAAAACAGUUACCUAAAUGGCCUAGUGAUGGGUGAAGUGAAGGCCCCCUGCAUCAUUGUGCUGAACCUGUCUAAUGAUGGAUAUUUCAUGCCUAAGAAGCCACUGAACAGCAUGCAGGAUCUGCGGUCCUUUCUGGAUGGGAUCUUGGAGGGCAAGGUUCAGCAACGUGGAGGGAAUGGAGCUGCGCAGCGUGUGAAAAGAAUAUAUAUUGAUACAAAGAAAACCCUGACGACCAUGUUUGAAGCUGCACCGAUCUGGACAUGCCUAAUUAUCACUAUACCAUUUGGAGUGGUUGGCAUGUUAAUAUAUGCCACGUGUACGGCAAAGAGAGUGGAGGAGGAUGAGGAUGAGGAGCCACUGCGGGAGGUGAGGAAGGCCCUCGCACAGAAAGAAAAGAAGAAGGAUGCUGCUGCUGCAAAGAAGAAGGACUAGCCAAACGGACUAGCCAAAAGCGCUGAAAGAAUUCACCAAAUGCAGCUAUUAUGAACAUGACUUUUUACUUUGGUACAUUUUUACCUUAACAAAGGCUUGAUAACUGAUUGGAUUAUUUAAAUCGAAAAUCAUCUGUAGCUUUUGUUUUUUUAUAUUCAGAAGGACACAGUGUUAUGAAAUGUAUUCUUUGUGUAGAUUUGUUUAAUUUAAUUUCACCACAACUCUGCAGAAUACUACUGUAUACAAAACACAUUUCACAAUCAUAAUUUCAAAUAAGGAUCUCCUUAAUUUUAUAUUUGUUAUUGCUGUUGGUGACAUGCACAGUGUAAUGUCACUGCUUCAUACUCCUUCAAAUAAACUAAACUUUGUGUCUAA
Engraulis encrasicolus (European anchovy) is the source of this 1716-nucleotide messenger RNA. It is a transcript of the gene tmx3a, whose product is annotated as thioredoxin related transmembrane protein 3a. NCBI's taxonomy places the organism in Eukaryota, Metazoa, Chordata, Actinopteri, Clupeiformes, Engraulidae. The transcript has 16 exons. Gene Ontology annotation, biological process: peptidyl-cysteine oxidation. The coding region runs from base 49 to 1341 and encodes 430 amino acids. Gene Ontology annotation, cellular component: cell surface; endoplasmic reticulum. Gene Ontology annotation, molecular function: protein disulfide isomerase activity. The record is from RefSeq and is a predicted model, not a curated record.